UCACUUACCGCGAGGGGUUGCGCGUCCAGAAGGCGCAUGCGCGGCACUGGCCCCGCCCCUUGUUUGCCUCCUGUCUUGGCCUCGGCCAAUCACAGCGCUCCAACUCCGCGGCUGCGCGCGUGGGAAGGCAGGAGGGGCGAGGAGGAGCGUGCGGACUGCGCAUGCGCAAGGCGGGGAGCGGCGCUGGCUGGACUCCCAUUGGCCGCCCGUCGCGGCUUCGGCCAAUCACAGCGCUCCAGCCGUUGCCGGGCAACGCGAAGGGGACGCCACCGCUCCAGGCGCCGGGAGGGGCGGGGCCGGAGCGUCCGGGCUGCGCAUGUGCGGGGCGGGGAGCGGCGCUGGCCCCGCCCUCCAUCUCUGCUCAGUGUGCGCGCGCGAGCGCGGCGGAAGCCCGUGAGCCAGGAUGAAGGAGUGGUGGGUGCAGAUUCAACCGGUGCCCUUGGCAGCUCCGACAUCGUUGUCCUCCUGCAUGGCUUCCCAACCUCCAGCUACGACUGGUGCAAGAUCUGGGAAGGUCUGACCCAGCGUUUUCACCGGGUGAUUGCUCUGGAUUUCGUAGGAUUCGGUUUCAGCGACAAACCUAGGCCCCACCGCUACUCCAUCUUCGAGCAAGCCAGCAUUGUCGAGGGGCUGGUGCGUCACCUCGGCCUCCGCCGCCAGCGGAUUAAUCUCCUCUCCCACGAUUAUGGGGAUACGGUCGCACAGGAGCUGCUCCACAGGUAUGAGCACAAUAAAACUGGAAGCAUCUUGAUCAAUAGCCUCUGUUUAUCCAAUGGAGGGAUUUUCCCCGAGACGCACUACCCCCGCUUCAUCCAGAAGAUCCUCAAGGAUGGGGGGUUGCUGUCCCCCAUCAUCACGCGGCUGAUGAACUUCUUUUUCUUCUCCAGAGGGCUCAGGGCAGUCUUUGGGCCCUACACACAGCCUUCACAGGCAGAGUACUGGGACAUGUGGACGGCAGUGCGGACCAACGAUGGCAAUCUCGUUGUUGACAGUAUUUUGCAGUACAUAAACCAGAGAAAGAAGCACAGAGACCGCUGGGUUGGGGCUUUGAUGUCCACUUCUGUCCCAUUGCACCUCAUCUAUGGGCCCCUGGACCCUGUGAAUCCGCACCCAGAGUUUCUGCAGCUUUACAAGAAGGUGCUUCCCAUGUCCACGGUGUCUGUGCUGGAUGAUCACAUAAGCCACUAUCCACAGCUGGAGGAUCCAACGGGCUUCCUGAAUGCAUAUCUGAACUUCAUCAACUCCUUCUGAGCCGCUGCAGCUCAGUUCUCGCUCUCUGUUAAUGAAUCAGGCUUUGGGACCAGGAAGAAACCUUGAUUUUUAUCUCCAGAUCUAACAAUUUGGACUCAACACCCUGAUCUUUGGCUGCCAAACUGCUGCUUGAUGCAGUUAAAACCACUGAGCACUGUAAAAAGAGGAGCCUGCAGGGAGGCAUAGACAAAUCUGUCACUUUAAGUAGAGUUGCAGGACACUGACAGUUUAACCCAUCCUGUGCUCACCUUGCUUCCUGACUGGCCUCUGGCUGUGUUAUAGAACAGAAUCAUGCAAUGGUUUCGGUUGGAAAAGACCUUUAAGAUCAUCAAGUCCAACCAUCAAUCCAGCCCUGAGAAGCCUGCCACCAGCUCAUGUCCCCAAGUACGACACCUACUCUUCUUUUAAACACCUCCAGGGAUGGGGACUCAACCACCUCCCUGGGCAGCCUCUGCCAGCGCUUAACAACCCUUACAGUAAAGAAAUUCCUCCUAAUAUCCAACCUAAAUCUUCCCUGGUGCAUCUUGAGGCCAUUUCUCCUUGUCCUGUCACUGGCUACCAGGGAGAAGAGACCAACACCCACCUCACUACAACCUCUUCAGGGUGUUGUAGACAGUGACAAGGUCUCCCUUCAGCCUCCUUUUCUCCAGACUAAACAGUUCCUCAGCAGCUCCUCACAAGGCUUAUGCUCCUAACUCUUCACCAGCUUUGUUGCCCUUCUCUGGACACGCUCCAGCCCCUCAAUAUCCUUCUUCAAGUGAGGGGCCCAAAAGUGAACCCAGGAUUCGAGGUGUAGCCUCACUAAUACUGAGUCCAGGGGCACAAUCACUUCCCUGCUCCUGCUGGUCACGCUGUUUCUGAUACAAGCCAAGACACCAUUGGCCUUCUCGGCCACUUGGGCCACUGUUGGCUUAUGUUCAGCUGACUAACAAUCAACAUCCCCAGGUCUUUCUCCUCCAGGCAGCUCUCUAGCACUCCUCUCCAAUCCAAGUUUAGGGCCAGAAGGGCUCAAGGGAGAAGAGAAGUACCUGAGGGGAGAGAGAGCACGUGGGUCAGUCCAAGAGUCCUUACUGGCCUUUGCUGUCACAGAUGGGACCACUGGCAGCCAAGGGCCGAUGCGUGUAUUCCCAAGAUGGAUGUUGCUCUGGUUUUCAGGUUCCUGUGCAAGCAGACUCAUUUAAGCUGCCAGGCAUUACGAUGCUUGACCAGCUUGUCAGGUUUGAAGAAUUUAAAACCAAGUUUACCAAGACUAAAUACAGCAGGAGAGCUGGGUCUCUAAUGCCCAAAACGGGCAAUGAUGCUCUGCACCCACAAAGGGGCAUUUAAGGCACCAUAACUAUGUUUUCAUAGAAUCAUAAAAUCAUAGAAUAGUUUGGGUUCGAAGGGAUCUUAAAAGAUCAUCCAGUUCCAACCCCCUGCCAUGGGCAGGGACACCUCCCACUGGAUCAGGCUGCCCAAGGCCCCAUCCAACCUGGCCUUGAACACCUCCAGGGAUGGGGCAGCCACAACUUCCCUGGGCAACCUGUUCCAGGGCCUCCCCACCAUCAUGGGGAAGAAUUUCUUCCUAAUGUCUAAUCUAAAUCUUCCCCCUUCCAAUUUAAAGCCAUUCCCCCUCAUCCUGUCACUCCAGGCCCUUGUAAACAGUCCCUCCCCAGCUUUCCUGGAGCCCCUUCAGGUACUGGAAAAUCGCACUAAAGUCUCCCCAGAGCUUUUUCUUCUCCAGACUGAACAACCCCCAACCUCUCUCAGCCUAUCUUCGUAUGGGAGGUGCUCCAGCCCUCGCAUCAUCCUUGUAGACUCCUCUGGACCCAUUCCAACAGCUCCAUCUCCUUCUUACAUUGAGGAUUCCAGAACUGGACACAAUCCUUCAGAUAAGGUCUCACCAGAGAGGAAUAGAGGGGCAGAAUCCCCUCCCUCCCUGCUGGCCAUGCUGCUUUGGAUGCAGCCCAGGACAUGGGUGGUUUCUGGGCUGCGAGCGCACGUGGCCAGCUCACGUUGAGCUGCUCAUUCCCCAGCACCCCAAGUCCUUCUUAGGGCUGCUCUCAAUCACAUCAUCCCCCAGCUUGUAUUGAAACCACAGAUUGCCCCGACCCAGGUGUAGGAUUUUCAGUAAUCCCUAUUUCCUAGCCAGUUACCCAAAGGCAAGCUCUAAACUUCAUGUUUUUCCCACAGCUCUUGUUUCUCUGAUUUUCCGUUCAACAACUAGAGGUGAUGCUGUGCUCCUGGGACUGUGGCUUCGCCAAAGCUCGUGGCACAGCUCUGCCAGAUCAGGCUCAUACCCCGUUCACUUGAACAAGCAGAAUGUGCAAUACUGGCCCUAGCAAAGACCAAGGUGUUCCGAGCAGCAGCUAUUCCAGCCACAGUGAUCUGAGAUAGGUGUUUAAAUAAGCAUUAAAAUAGGAUUUCUUCUUUCCUCACCCCACCUGACAACUAAAGAAACACCUUUUGACAACUAAAGAAACACUGGUUCAUCAGCAGAGAAAAUCCAGGACUUCCCUCGCAAGGAAACCAUCGCAAGGUCCCUCUUUUCCCCUCUCUUCCCUGCUUUUGAUACAGGAUAUUUCACAUCUUUGAGCCCAGGAAAAGGCUGCACUGUAUUGUUUGACCUAAGGCUCAGAGAGUGGAAUAUACCUUGAUAGGCGAAGAUCAAUCUCUCUUUAGACUGAUUUUUCUGUGUGUAACAGAGGAAACAGUCAUCAAGAAACUGUAAAAUUAUAGGUUGCGUGUGGUUUUCAGCU
Molecule: messenger RNA, 3989 nt
Organism: Cuculus canorus (common cuckoo)
Lineage: Eukaryota; Metazoa; Chordata; Aves; Cuculiformes; Cuculidae
Gene: MEST
Product: mesoderm specific transcript
Exons: 12
Coding region: 37-1251 (404 amino acids)
Molecular function (GO): catalytic activity
Source: RefSeq, a predicted model, not a curated record